AUGGCAAAGGUGAUUAAAGAUAGGGUCACUGGGCUGAGCAAAGGUUAUGGUUUUGUCAAGUAUUCUGAUAUACCUCGGAGCAAGAGCAAUAUUGCAUCUACUACUACUAAUACUGAGGCCCAAGCCCAACAAAGCUACCCAAAUAAUAUUAAUGCCCCUCCUGCACAAUCCCCAUCCCAGUCUAGUAAUGUUUAUGGGACAACAACAACACCAAACACCCAAACAACAUAUCCUUACUCUUCUUAUUAUAUUGUACCUGCAACUACACCUUGGUCUUUAAAUCUCUCUGCAGACCAAACUUGUUGA
Lactuca virosa is the source of this 306-nucleotide messenger RNA. NCBI's taxonomy places the organism in Eukaryota, Viridiplantae, Streptophyta, Magnoliopsida, Asterales, Asteraceae. The record is from the annotation of a GenBank genome assembly.